AUCAACCCCCCCCCCAAAAAAGCCCGUCUUCUCUUUGGACCGAGCCAUGUGGGACCUCGCUCUAGAGGUGGGGAUACGGGUCCUGCUCUUCGGCGUCUUCAUUUUUACAGAAUUUUUGGAUCCAUUCCAGAGAGUUAUUCAGCCAGAAGAGAUCUGGCUCUAUAAAAACCCUUUGGUUGAAUCUGACAACAUACCUACACGCCUCAUGUUUGCCAUUUCAUUCCUGACACCUCUGGCUGUCAUUUUUGUGGUGAAAAUCAUUCGACGGACAGACAAGACUGAAAUUAAGGAAGCUUUUUUAGCUGUUUCCUUGGCUCUUGCUUUGAAUGGAGUGCACAACACUAUUAAAUUAAUUGUGGGGAGACCUCGUCCCGAUUUCUUUUACCGCUGCUUUCCAGAUGGAGACAUGAAGUCUAACAUGGACUGCACAGGUGAUCCAGAUGUGGCCGAAGGCAGGAAAAGCUUUCCAAGUAUCCAUUCUUCCUUUGCAUUUUCAGGCCUUGGCUUCACCACCUUCUACUUGGCUGGGAAGUUGCAUUGCUUUACCGAGAAAGGCCGUGGGAAAAGCUGGCGGCUCUGUGCAGCAAUUCUACCUCUGUAUUGCGCCAUGAUGAUCGCUCUGUCACGCAUGUGCGAUUACAAGCAUCAUUGGCAAGAUGCCUUUGUCGGAGGGGUCAUCGGCCUCAUGUUUGCUUACAUUUGCUACAGACAACACUACCCUCCGUUGGGUAACCUGUCUUGUCACAAGCCUUACGUCAGUCUGCUUGCUCAGACCGUGCUGAAGAAAGAAGAGGCACCCACUGUGGAUAAUGCAACCAGCCUGCCUCUGGAAGGGAUAACAGAAGGUCCGGUAUGACUAAUACACAUGCAGGAUGAACUUCUAGCCCUUUCAUACAUUCCGCCAAUCCAAACUGGUCUCUCUGCAUAACAAAUGUCUCUUAAACAGCUGUGAUUCUGCCAUACCCCCCUUACUUUUCCAUAUCCUUUUCUUUCCCCUCAUACACCUCUGUCCUGUGUUUCCCACACCCUCUGUUCCAUGCAAAAGCAAUGAUUGUUUAAGGGGACAAAUACAGAACUAAGAUCCGUGAGACGCUGCUCAUGAUUACUAAUCUCUAUGUACAUGGCACUUCCAGUGUGCAGAGUGCUAGCUUAUUCAUACUUACCAACAGCCAUCUGAGGCAGGUCAUUAUUAUUCCCAUUUUAUAGAUGGGUGGCAGAGGCUGGAAGAGAAUGUGUUGCUCAAGGCCACCCAGUGAACCUGUGGCUGAGCUAGAACACGGAUCAGGACCAACUCUUACUCGGAUGGACCAUAUCGACUGCAAAGGGAUUAAAUAUCUUCU
Messenger RNA from Lacerta agilis (Sand lizard), 1340 nucleotides. It is a transcript of the gene PLPP4, whose product is annotated as phospholipid phosphatase 4. Gene Ontology annotation, biological process: phospholipid metabolic process. Gene Ontology annotation, molecular function: phosphatidate phosphatase activity. Lineage: Eukaryota; Metazoa; Chordata; Lepidosauria; Squamata; Lacertidae. The record is from RefSeq and is a predicted model, not a curated record.